AUGCUAAAAAAGAAACCAGUUAAGAACAGCCAACAGUGUGUUGAGGAGCUUGCCAAGGAGGAAUACCAGUUCAUACCUUCAUACUUGGCUGGUGCAACUAAAACUGAACAGUUUGACAAACUCCUACGUUUCCAGAAGGAGUUUGUAGCAAAGCAUGAACUGUUACAGAAUGAUUUCACAGGGAGCGAAGUUGUUGAGGAAGUAUUUGAAGACGUGUGCAACAACUCUCUGAUAUCUGAUGAUAUUCUGAAGGAAGUGAAG
Molecule: messenger RNA, 261 nt
Organism: Cariama cristata (Red-legged seriema)
Lineage: Eukaryota; Metazoa; Chordata; Aves; Cariamiformes; Cariamidae
Product: chromosome unknown open reading frame, human C6orf118
Exons: 2
Source: RefSeq, a predicted model, not a curated record